This is a messenger RNA of Contarinia nasturtii (swede midge), 5213 nucleotides long. It is a transcript of the gene Actbeta, whose product is annotated as protein PF14_0175. Bases 88 to 4704 code for a protein of 1538 amino acids. The transcript is spliced from 7 exons. The record is from RefSeq and is a predicted model, not a curated record. Gene Ontology annotation, biological process: SMAD protein signal transduction. Gene Ontology annotation, molecular function: cytokine activity; growth factor activity. Lineage: Eukaryota; Metazoa; Arthropoda; Insecta; Diptera; Cecidomyiidae. Gene Ontology annotation, cellular component: extracellular region.
CACACACACACACACACACACACACACACACACACACACAUAUAUAUACACAAACUAUAUAUACAUACAUACAAAUAGUUAUUACAAAUGCAAGAGAAAUUUGCAAACAUAGCGUCGAACAAAACUGGGCAGAUCAAAUCGAUAUCAAAAUAUGAAAUGCUGUACAUUCCAAAAUCAAUCGCAUCUAAACGCAUCCAUGUGAAGAGCAGUGUUGUUAUUGAAUCAUCAUCAUCAUUAUCAUUAUCAUCAUCGAACGUCAAUUUCAAUGGAACGAAAGAAGAACAAUGGUCGUCGUAUUGCAUAGGACAAUUGGUAAAGCAUAAAUUCAUUGACAGUGGCUUUACAAAGUUUUUUAUUACGUUAAUUGUAUGUCUAUUGUGGAUCAGUUUGGUGGGUUUUGUGCAUUGCAAUAGCAACGAUCGUGGUGAUAACAGUGUUAUUCAUCUAAAUGAAAGCAAUAACACCACCACCACCACCGUACAACCGAAAUCGUUGUCAAACCAUUGGUGGCAUCCGUUGUCGUCGAUACCACAACAUAAAUCAAAUAAUGGAAUUCCGCAUCAAAAGCGACGCUCAAAAUCGUCAAUGCUGAAAUUGAAUGUGUUGAACGGUGACAACGAACGUAGUGAACAUUUUUUAAAUGUAAAUCAUGUGAAAAAUAUUUCAAAUGGCUCAUUUAAACGACAUCAACAACAUCAACGCCAACAAUUUGGUAUAUCAAUUAUAACACGUAGUAAAAAGACCAAUCCAAAUGCUAGUUUUAGUUUAGAUUUGUUCCAACAAAAUACUGUUGAUGGACAACAUGUACAGAGGCAAAAAAAUCAAACAUUGAAUAGAUUAGGAUACCAACACGAUACCAACCGAAUACCUGAUGCCAUUAGAAAAUCACUACACCAUCAUCAUUCCGUUAUAAAACGAUUUAGAGCAUUUGUGACGAAACGAUAUCAUUUUUCUGCCAAAACCAAAGACAACAAAUCAACCAUCAAUAAUUCAAGUGAACGUAUAAUUAGUACGACAGCAACGACCAUUGUAUCGGAGGAUAACAUCACAUCAAAUGACCAAUUAAUCGAAACGCCACAGAACCAUCACAAUAUUCAACGUCAAAACAAAAUUCAGAAUGAUAGUGAACAUGAUGAUGACAAUGAUGAUGAACAACAACCACGCCAAUCACAACAAAAAAACAACAUCAAAACUACCAACAUUUUGAUAAAUCAAACGAAUGCGAUAUUAUUACGGGAUUUAUUAUUCAAAAAGCAUUUCGAUUUGCAUAAAAUUAAUGAAAUAAAUGGAAUGAAUGUAACAAUUUCAUCGAAAAUUGUUCAUCAUAAUCGCAAGCGAUCGACUGAUCUGCAUGAAAAUGAGCAAACACCAACCAAACGAACAUCAACUCAUCCAUUCGACGAUCAUUUUUUUAAUUCUAAAUUAAAAAAUUACUAUUUUCUAUACCACAUAGAUAAUAUUAGCAACUAUAACAAUCAUUUCAAUUUAUUAAACAGUCCAAGUAUAUUAAAUGCUAUUCAAUUUAAAUUAAAUAAGAAAAAUAUUCAAUUUUCCAAACGUCAAAUUGAUAAUGCGCUUAUCGACGCAACAAAUACUGAAAGUGACUUUUCAAAGUACAAUAAUUCACAAAAACCAUUGCAUUUCAAUAAUCAUCACAGCAAUCGAAUAAAACGCAUUCAAUUAGCGAAAAUUGCAUCGAUAUGUUUGAAUUGUGUGAACGACAUUGGUGAUGGCAAUGAAGAAAAUAAUGGUAAAAUUAACACCAUCGCACAAUCGUUUUCAUCAUCAUCAUCAUCAUCAUCAGCACCCCCGUCGUCACCAACGUCACCCAUGAAGAUAUACAUUCUGCCGAGAUCGUUACGAUCGGUGGAUCAUCAAUCGACGACGUUAAAUGCAGAUAACCGUGCUGAUGACGACGAUGAUAAUGACAUUCAAGAAUGGGAUGAGUCAACGUUUCAAAAUAGUCUGAAAAAUUAUCCAAGAAUUGCCGGUUUAUUGGGUAAUUUAUCAUUAACAAAUAUUUCUGAUCAAUUUAAUUAUCUAAAAAAUCAAAAUGUGCGUCCAAAUGCAAAAAAUUUACAAAAUAAUUUAAAUAUUAUUACUGAUUCAACGAAUAAUGCAAAUCACAAAACCAAAGUGACUGCAACAGCAUUGGCUAAGAUGAUAGCGCUGCACACCAAUGCCAGUGUUGCUUCCAUUCCAUUUUCUAAAUCAUCUAAGACCAACAAUAUAACAACCAUUAAUAAUGAAUAUGUUAUGGACACGCCAAUUCGUGCCGAUGCAGCAUCGCAUAUUUCAACUAACAAUUAUAGUCCAAUUUCCACAUUUGAACAUUACAUUAAGGUAAUUAGUAGUCGUAAUAUAAACAAUCGUAAAAAUUAUUACGCAAUACAAACGAGUGGCAAUAAAUCUAAAUCGUUAAACUUCCAGAAUUUAAAGCAGCAAAAAUUUCAACGAAUAAAAAAACAAAACCAAUUUAUUCAAUUAUUUGCUACAAAUCAUAGAUUUAUUCUUAACAAUACAAUGAAUGACAAUAAUAUUAAAAACCAUGUAAAUGACACCGUUGCAACCACGACGGACGGUCAUGCUACUGACAACAAAAAUAUUGUUAUAAAUUUUAAGCUAAAACAUUUCAAUUUAAACGAAAGCAAUUGUACUACUAAAAACAUAUUUAAUUUUGAUCAUGUCAAUUUAAAUGGUACGAAUACUGAUGCGGUUGUAAAUGCUGCGAAUCAGCAACAGUCGCCGUUGUCACAAUUGCGACAGAAAAACCAUAGAUUUUCGGUUGCUGAAAAGACGAAAAAUGAGGAUACUAUUGAAAAUGUCGUAAAUACCACCAAAGAUGAAGUGCCAACAAUUGAAAAACGAUCCAAAGUCGAUCGUUUGAAUGAAACAAUUAAAUUGACGACAAAUAAAAAGAUGAAAAAGAAAACUGAUAAGUUUACGGAGAAAAUUCGUUCGUCAUCGAGUGCAAACAGUUAUCUUAUGCGAUUGGAAUCGAUUAAAUACCAAAUUCUGAUGAAACUCGGACUUAAACAAAAGCCCAACAUUACCAACACCCUGCCGAAACAUGUUAUUAUGGAAACACUAUAUCGAGCCGACGAUAACAAUGUGCCGCAUUCAAACGAGAAUCCAGGAAGACAUCCGAAUCGUAAAUCACAUCAACGACAAAAACAACGGCAUAAACAAAAACAUCAUCCAAAGCUCAACAAAAAUGCGGCUAAUAAAUUAACGCCCCCAAUUGCAUUGAAUAAGGAUCCAAAUCGAGAAAUGUAUCAAGCGUCUCAAUUUUCAAAUAAUAAAAAUGACAGCAGCACCGGCAUUCACCGCAUGGACGAUGAAAAAUUCCCAUUCAAUGCUGCGGACAUAUUUGAAGAGACAAAUGACAUUGAAUCGGACGAUUUUUAUGGUCGCACACGUGAAAUUAUCAUUUUUGCUGAAAGAGGUAGUUAUUUCAAUCAACAACCAUUAAUUGAAUUUGUAUCGACCAAUGGAUUAGAUGAAAGUGACAAUACAAACAAUUCCGUAAAUAAAUCAAAACCCGUUGAAACGACGGUACAAUUGAGCAAACGUACGUCACAUGUAAAUCAUAGCAAUGAAAAUACAUUGAAACAGCGAAGUAAAUGCAAAGGCGAUGAUGAUAUCAUUGAAAAUUCGCAAGUACGUAAGCGAAAACGACGACGAAGACAGGUCGUUGAAACAACGGAUGCCAAAGAAACUGGCAACAACAACAAACCGGUGAUUUUAGUGUCAAAUGAAAAGAAAGCUCUGGAAAAAAUGGUUGUUAAAUCCGAAUCGACCACAUCGCAAACCAGUUCACAGGCCGAACAAACACAAUAUCAACCAUUAAAUUUGGAUUUUAAUUCAGAUACACGUGUUCGACGUGCAUUCCUCUGGAUCAAAGUUGAUGAGGCAAUCAACAAUAAAAAAUCGCCCAAAAAGCAUAAACCAAAAGGAUUACAUCAUCGAAAUGGCAAACAUCAUCGAACCAAUUUUUUUCGACUGUGGGUUUUUCAUAUCGUCGAACCAACAUUGGAACCAAAUCAACAUAUAAAAUUAAGCGCCAGCAAAAGUGUUCAUGUGUCACGACUUGGGUGGCAAAAGUUAGAUGUAACAUCAACCGUACGUCAAUGGUAUGCUUACGGUGGUAAAACUCGUUUGCGAUUUCUUGUCGAUUGUUCCGGUUGCAUGGAUCGCAUCAAAAUUCAUUUGUUUGAUGGUAAUAAACAAAUAAAAACGGCCAAACCACGACCCAAGCCAAAUUUAUUACAAAAUGAGAAACUAAAUGGAAGUUCAGAUCCGGUGCGUCCAUUCUUAGUCAUUUAUACCGAUCCGAAUGUAAUAAAACGUGUACGUCGUCAUACACCCGAUUGUUCGGUGGCGGUGCGUGGACAAUGUUGCAAACAAAAAUUCUAUGUUAGCUUUGCCGAAUUAGGUUGGGAAGAUUGGAUCAUUGCACCGCAUGGUUAUUAUGCAAAUUAUUGUCAGGGUAAUUGUAAUGGUCUCCGAACACCGGAUAAUUUUCGAUCGUAUCAUAGUCAUGUGAUUGAAGAAUAUCGUAAGAUGAAUCGUUUGACCGGCUUACAACCAUGUUGUACACCGCUUAAAUUCUCCAGCAUGUCACUCAUUUACUACGAGGAAAAUCAGAAGAUUAUCAAACGUGAUCUACCAAAAAUGGUUGUCGACGAAUGUGGCUGCCCAUAAACAGUACUCAAUCGAACAUUGGAAAUGGAAUGAAAAGCUCAAGCGAAUAGAUAAAGACAGAGAAAUAAAAAGAGAGGAGAAAGCACUCUUUGUUUAACUAACCUUUUGGCAAAAACAAGUCAACAUAUAAAUAACAACAACCAAAUUGAAUUGAAUAAAUUUGCAAGAAACCAGAAGAAAAUUAACACAUUUAAGAAGCAGAAAAGAAUUUGUGGGUAAAAAAAAAACCAAAAAAAGUAAAUAAUGCAGAAAAAAAGACAAUAAAGAAACCAACCACUCCAUCUAAAUUUAAAUAAACAAUUGUACUCUCCUUCUUUUCAAACAUCCUUUAAACUUAUUUGCUAAAUAAUUUUUUUCCCAUUGACAACAUGAACAUUGUAACAAAUUAGAGAUGAGGAAUAAUAUAAGUUUUUUAAGAAAACUUUAUAAUGUAUUAUUAUCAAAAGACAAAUCUAAGCAAACAAACACAAGAAAAAAAAAAGUCAAUAAUAACAAAACUAAAAACAUUA